AGGGGGAUAUUUAAAAGCGGUAGGUGGGAGUGGGGUCUGACCGCAGUGUCUACUGUUUAAGAGAAAGGGAAUUCUCCCUCCCCUCUCUCUUUCACUCCCUCUCUCCUGGUUGUGACUCGCUCUCUCUCCCCUCGCUGGCUACAGCAUCAGAAAGCUCUCUAGGUGGAUAGAAUAGACAGACUGAGAGGAGACCAGUGAGAAAAGAUGACUGAGCUGUCACUGCUAUAGAAGGCUAACACACAGACUCACAAGAACAGUUGUUGAGGCAGGUUGAUUUAAAACAGUCUGUCCCAGAGUUUGAGGGCUCGAUUCAACUAGCAGAGAAGAUUUCUUCAGUGGAGGUUGUAGUGAAUUCUUUCAAAGGACACGAGGGCAUCGGCUCUAUCCCACAGAGAGACAACUCCAUCUUCCUCCCUCGCUGCUGAGAGAAGCUAGCCCAGUGACAGGCUUCCACUAUGGGGAUGAAAAGCCUUCUCCUAGGCUAUGCGACCGUGUCAAUCCUUCUCCACUUCUCUGGUGCCGGCCUGGUGAAGAAGGUCAUCCGCCACCGAAGAGAAACCCUGAUGCCCCCCACCUCGGAGAAUGUCACCCUUCCUAACCCUGACCAACCGGUGGUCUUCAACCACGUCUACAACAUCAACGUUCCCUCCACCCCCCUCUGCUCCGUGGACCUGGACUCUGCAGGAGCCACAGAAAUGAAGCCCCACAACAAGGCUCCCCAGUCAGACCUGCAGCACAUGGAGCACACGGUGGACGGGGAGAACCAGAUUGUCUUCACCCACCGCAUCAACAUCCCCAAGCAGGCCUGUGGCUGCGACAACCAGCUGCCAGAUCUGAAGGGUCUCCUCAACAGGCUGGAGAUGCUGGAGGCGGAGGUGUCCAGUCUGAGGGAUCAGUGUUCUGGUGGGGCGGGCUGCUGUGGAGCUCAAGUCACAGGUGAGGUGGCCACUAAGCCCUACUGUAAUGGCCGUGGGAACUACAGCGCUGAGACCUGCAGCUGUGUGUGUGAGCUUGGCUGGAAGGGGCCCAACUGCUCCGAGCCCGAGUGCCCCAAUGACUGCCAGGACCAGGGCCGCUGUGUGGACGGCAGGUGUGUCUGCUUUGAGGGCUUUGCCGGUGACGACUGCAGCGUAGAGCUGUGCCCGGUGGACUGUGGGGAGAACGGCGAGUGCAUCGACGGUGCCUGCCUGUGUGAGGAGGGCUUCGUUGGCGAGGACUGCUCCCAGACCAACUGCCUGAACAACUGCCUGGGCCGUGGGCGCUGUGUGGACGAUGAGUGCAUCUGCGACGAGCCUUGGACGGGCUUCGACUGCUCUGAGCUCAUCUGCCCUAACGACUGCUACGAUCGUGGGCGAUGCAUCAAUGGCACCUGUUACUGCGAUGAGGGGUUCACCGGUGAAGACUGCGGUGAGCUCACCUGCCCGAGCAACUGCAACAACCGUGGGGUCUGCGUCAAUGGCCAGUGUGCAUGUAAUUUAGGUUACAGCGGAGAGGACUGCUCUAAGCUCACUUGCCCCGCUGACUGCCGUGAGAGAGGCCAUUGCUUCAACGGAAGGUGCAUCUGCGACCCGGGCUUUGAGGGUGAGGAUUGCUCUAUCCUGUCCUGCCCUGACAACUGCAAUGACAGGGGCAAGUGUGUCAAUGGCGAGUGUAUCUGCGAAGCUGGGUACCAAGGGGACGACUGCGGCGAACUCUCCUGCCCCAACAACUGCUUGAACCGUGGGCGGUGUAUCAACGGCCGUUGCAUGUGUGACAAGGGCUUUGCCGGAGAAGACUGCAGCAUCAAAACCUGUCCCAAAGACUGCAUGGGGCGUGGAGAGUGCGUGGACGGCAAAUGUGUGUGCUUCCUCGGUUUCACAGGCAAGGACUGCGGAGAGCUGACCUGUCCUAACAACUGCCUGAAUCGAGGCCGCUGUGUGAACGGACAGUGCAUGUGCAGCAAGGGAUUCACUGGGGAGGACUGCAGUGAGAAGACUUGCCCGAACAACUGUCUGGAUCGAGGCUACUGCGUGGAUGGGAAGUGUGUGUGCUUUGAAGGCUUCACAGGCCUCGACUGUUCAGAGCUCACCUGUCCGGGAGACUGCCAGGACCAAGGUCGCUGUGAGAAUGGAGUGUGUGUUUGUGAUGAGGGCUUCAUUGGAGAAGACUGCUCUGAGGUCUCUCCACCUAAGGACCUGACAGUGGUGGAGGUCACUUCAGAGACGGUGGACCUCUCCUGGGUCAAUGAGAUGACGGUGACCGAGUAUCUGGUCACCUAUGUUCCCACCGCCCCUGGGGGUCUGGAGCUGGAUCUGCGGGUGCCAGGAGACCAGAAGAUUGCCACCAUCCGAGAGCUAGAGCCUGGUAUAGAGUACCUGAUAAGCGUCUAUGCCAUCCUCAAGAACAAGAAGAGUGUGCCCGUCAGUGCCAGAGUGGCCACACAUCUCCCUGAGCCUGAAGGUCUCAAGUUCAAGUCUGUGAGGGACACUUCUGUGGAGGUACAGUGGGACCCCCUGAACAUCCACUUUGAUGGCUGGAACCUCAUCUUCAGAAACACCAAAGAGGAGAAUGGGGAAAUUAUGAACUCUCUGGGUUGGCCCGAGACCACCUUCGAGCAGUCGGGCUUGGGGCCUGGACAGGAGUAUGAAGUCAAACUGGAGGUGGUGAAAAACAAGACUCGAGGACCACCAGCAAAAAAGAACGUUGUUACAAUGAUCGAUGGCCCCAACUCAGUGGACGUGCGCGACGUCACCGACACCACUGCACUGAUCACCUGGUUCCACCCGGUUGCCCAGGUGGAUGGGGUGAGCAUUGCUUUCGGCCCCAGCAGCGACCGUGCAGACAGGGACACAGUGGAGCUGUCCUCCUCUGAAACCCAGCACCACCUGGGCCAUCUGCUCCCAGACACAGAGUAUGAGGUGUCGCUGAUGGCACGCAGGGGGGAGAUGACCAGUGUGCCCGUGUACGAGACAUUCCUCACAGACCUGGACGCCCCCAGGGACCUGCAGGCUACGGAGCUGACUGAUGAGAGCAUCACGCUGGAGUGGAGGAACAGCCUGGCCAAAGUAGACAAUUAUCGCAUCAAGUACGGCCCUCUGUCCGGGGGAGACCACGGAGAGUUGAUCUUCCCCUCUGGACCCCGAGACACCAGCCAGGCCAAGAUCACAGGUCUACGACCUGGAACAGAGUAUGGAAUGGGUGUAACUGCAGUGAAAGAGGAGCGUGAGAGCCUGCCCACAACCACCAAUGCAGUGACAGCGCUGGAUGCUCCUAAGGACCUGACAGCAACGGACGUGACAGAGACAACCAUGACCCUGACCUGGAAGAGACCCCAGGCUAAGAUUGAUAUCUACCGGCUAGUGUACAUGUCUCUUGAUGGGCGCAAGGCCGAGGCUGUGGUCCAGGGGGGCAGUGUGACACACACCUUGCGGAAUCUGAGCCCUGGCAUGCUGUAUACCAUCACCAUCACGGCAGAGAGAGGCCGCAGACAGAGCGCCUCCACCACCAUCUCGUCCCCCACAGAGGAGAAGAAACCUGAAGUGUACAAUAUUCACAUAUCCGAUGUGUCCUGGGACAGUUUCCUCGUGUCCUGGCAGGCCGAGGAGGGGGCUUUUGAGGGCUUUGUGGUAGAGCUCAUUGAUGCAGAAGCAGGGGCCGAAUGGCAGAACCAUACCUUGUCUGCCAAUGCCCGCAGUUUGGGCAUCGUAGGCCUCACCCCCAGCACCUGGUACAAGGCCAGUCUGUAUGGGGCUUACAGGGGAGGCCUUCUAGAGCCCAUGUCUGCAGAAACCAUCACAGAGGCUGAACCAGAGGUGGAAGAACUUCUAGUCUCCGACAUCACACCAGAGAGCUUUAGGCUGACCUGGGCUGCAGAAGAAGAUGUCUUUGAUACAUUUGUCCUCAUGGUCCGGGACUCAGCCAACCGCGCUCAAGUACAGGAGGUGGUUAUAGCGGGCGAGGAGAGAAGCACAGUUAUUACCGAGCUCUCUGAGGAUACCGAAUACCAAGUUGAGAUCUCUGGGCUCAUUUUGGAACGACGCUCCCAAACUGUGUCGGAGUUGGCACGAACAGGCCUUGGUUCUCCAAAGGGCAUCCGUUUCUCGGAUGUCACUGAUACCUCUGCCACAGUUCACUGGACAGUGCCCAGAGCCCGAGUAGACAACUACCGUGUCACCUAUAUGCCCAUUCAGGGAGGAAGUCCAAAGACUCUGACGGUGGAUGGAGCCGAUGCUCAGACAGUUCUGCCCAACCUGAUCCCAGGUGUCACGUACCAGGUCACCGUGAUUGCUGUCAAGGGUCAAAAGGAGAGCCAGCCAACCUCAGACAGUGUCACCACAGCUCUGGACAAGCCUCGUGGCCUGACGGCAGUCAACAUCACAGACAGUGAGGCUCUGCUUCUAUGGCAACCUGCCAUCGCUACUGUAGAUGGCUACGUCAUAUCCUACAGCGCAGACACUGUGGCCCCAGUGAUGGAGAGAGUGUUGGGCAACAUUGUGGAGUUUGAGAUGAGCUCCCUCACCCCCGCCACACACUACACAGUCAGGGUAUAUGCAGUCAGGGAUGCUGCCAAGAGUGCUGCUACCACAACUGAGUUCACCACUGAUGUGGAUGCCCCCCAGGACCUGGCAGCCAGCAACGUCCAGACGGAGAGUGCCAUGCUGAGCUGGAAGGCCCCACGGGCCGACAUCACAGGCUACAUCCUCAGCUUUGAGUCCGUCGACGGCACUGUCAGGGAGGUGGUAUUGAGCCCAACAGCCACCUCGUACAACAUGGCCCAGCUGCACGCCUCCACCGAGUACACAGUUCGCCUGCAGGCCAUCGCCGGGCCCAAGAGAAGCCGCCUCGUUAACACUGUGUUCACCACCAUUGGUGUGCUAUACAGACACCCCAGGGACUGCUCCCAGGCCUUGCUGAAUGGGGACACUGUCUCAGGUCUGUACACUAUCUACCUGGGAGGAGAUGAGGGCCAGCCCAUACAGGUCUACUGUGACAUGACCACCGAUGGAGGUGGAUGGAUAGUGUUUGUGAGGCGUCAGAGUGGAAAACUCGAGUUUUUCCGUAACUGGAAGAACUACACUUCAGGCUUCGGAGACAUGAAUGACGAAUUCUGGCUCGGUCUGUCCAACCUGCACAAGAUUACAGCAGGUGGUCAAUAUGAGUUGCGUGUGGAUCUCAGGGACAAGGGAGAGGUGGCAUACGCCCAGUAUGACAAGUUCUCCAUCUCUGAACCCCGCACACGCUACAAGGUGCACGUUGGAGGCUAUAGUGGUACUGCUGGUGAUUCUAUGACGUACCACCAUGGCCGUCCGUUCUCAACCUAUGACCAUGAUAAUGACAUCGCUGUUACCAACUGUGCCCUGUCCUACAAGGGUGCCUUCUGGUAUAAGAACUGUCAUCGCGUCAACCUUAUGGGACGAUAUGGAGACAAUAGUCACAGCAAGGGUGUGAACUGGUUCCACUGGAAAGGCCAUGAGCAUUCCAUUGAGUUUGCCGAGAUGAAAAUCAGGCCGUCCAACUUCAGAAACUUUGAGGGAAGGAGGAAACGAUCAUGAACCACCUGGUCCUGUCCACCUCACCCCUCCCUCCCACCUCCAUGACCCCCACCUAUGUCCUCUGCCCCUGCUGAAUCCACCCCCACACCCUGCAGCUACCAAAGUCACUGCCAAGGGCCCUGUCUUCUCAACCUACACCUCUCCAUCUGCUCACUCACUGAUAGAAGCACAAAUACACUACAAAAACUAAAUGUUAAAUUACAAACCCCACAGUCCUGCUCCUUCCUGGUUGUGUGCAGUAGAAGUACUGUCUAUGCCAAAUCUGAUGUGGAUACAUGGACCACAAACCGAGCCCACACAUGGAUUCAACAUACACCAAAGAGAGCACACUCUAUAACACCCAGGUAUGCUUGUUCCAUUUUUUGCUCCUCACUCUCACUUCACAGCGUUAAUGGAGGGGUGUAAAUGAGUAUGAUUUGGGGCGUACCAUGUAGCAUGUAGAGGACUGACGGUGUCUGUUACUGUACUACAGUUUGUCCCGUCCGGCCACAGUCAUCCAUAGGGUCAUUGCAGAGAGGGCACGCUGUUUACAUGUAGUCUUGUCUAGUGUCAGGGCCUCUUCACUAAUACGAGUAACCUCUAAAUUGGAUUAUACAAAAAUGUUCUUUAAAGGAAUACUUUGCUUUGAGCACACACAAUCAUCUUAAUUCAAAUAUACUAGUAUAAAAGAAAAUGAUAGGGUUAGGGCUAAUCCUAACCCUCUUCAGGAUCCUCUUAUUCAGACGUCUAUGUUAUGUGAAGAGUCUCUAAGUGUCAUUUAUUUGCCCUUGUGCGACAUGCUCAUUCCAUCUCCCCUCUUUCCUUCUCACUGUUUCACCUCCUAGUCCCUAUAGCAGAUCAAAAGUGUCAUCUGACAUUAUAUAUGGGCAUGAACAAAAUACACAUUAGGGAAAUCAUUUGCUGCAUUCUGUGCACACAAUUAUGAAGUUUCCAUGGAUUGUGUGGGCCCUGAAGGCACUGUGCAAUUGUCUCACACAUGUACUGUGUAUCUGGGCUACUUUAAAGUUACCAUGCAUUUACCCAGGACAGAUUUUUUCUUCAGAUAAUUUUCUUCUUUGUUUGACUUCCUUUAGAAAUUCCAAGGCAGGACCUAUUAUUCAAUAUAUUAAGAAAUGGAUGCUUACAUUUUUGCAAAAUGUGAAUACAUAUAUGGAACAAGUCAGAAUGGAAUAUUGAUUUAAAUUCAAGGAAAACAAGUGAUGGAUGUUCAAGAUUUUCCAUUCUUGUUGACAUACAGUAGGUAUGUUUUGUUAAGAAACACUUUGGGCGGACCAAAAGUAGAGAAGUUGUUUUUCCUCCCACUCCAUCUGUUUAGACAGAGGAUUAAACCACUGACCCCUAUGGAAUACCUGUGUAAAUUAAUGAUUUUUGGUUUGUUUUUCGAUUAUUUGUGUUUGUUUAUAACUGCGUGAACUACAGGUGUUUCUCUGUAACCGGUAUUACAAUAAAAACAAAAUUGUUUAAAA
Hypomesus transpacificus is the source of this 6997-nucleotide messenger RNA. It is a transcript of the gene tncb, whose product is annotated as tenascin Cb. The coding region runs from base 456 to 5531 and encodes 1691 amino acids. Gene Ontology annotation, molecular function: protein binding. The transcript has 23 exons. The record is from RefSeq and is a predicted model, not a curated record. NCBI's taxonomy places the organism in Eukaryota, Metazoa, Chordata, Actinopteri, Osmeriformes, Osmeridae.